UCUAUUGAGGCCUCCCACUCAUGAGUCACGUGAUUCUCUCAUGGCGUACUAGCGCUAUAGCUGCUCUGUGCUGUGUUUCAGUUGGUUGUUAGAAGUUACUUGAUGGUCUGCCAAGGCUUGGGCUGUCCCCUUCAGCAAAGAUGGCUGCCCUCCAGCAAGGGUCAAAGCCUAUGGGUCUAGGAGUAACCUCUGCUCUGAGUCAUGCCGGCCCCACGGCCCUGGACCUGAGACUCACUCACGCUCUGGAGGAGUGCUUGCGAUCAGCCGAUAUGUUUGACACUCGUGUAGGAGAAGCCCAUCGUUUGCUGGUUCUGGGUCGUCUGAAUGAACUAAUGAAGCGCUGGGUUACCCAAAUCUCCAUUGAUAAGGGAAAGACAGAGGAAGAAGCCAAGCAAGUGAGUGGCAAGAUCUUCACCUUUGGUUCAUAUCGUCUCGGUGUGCAUGGCAAAGGUGCUGACAUCGACACAUUGUUAGUCGCCCCUCGACAUAUCAACAGAGACGAUUUCUUUGAUUCUUUCCACACCCUCCUAUCUAAAGAGAAGGGUGUGACCGAUGUGCGGGCUGUGCCUGAUGCUUUUGUACCUGUCAUCAAAUUAGUGUUUGAAGGAAUAGAGAUUGACUUGUUAUUUGCCCGCCUUGCCCUCCCCACUCUUCCCUCUAAUCUCAACCUCCUGGAUAUGAGUCUCCUCAAGAACUUGGAUCAACGCUGUGUACGCAGUCUCAAUGGUUGUCGUGUGACUGACUCCAUUCUGUCACUAGUACCUAACAAAGAUACCUUCAGACUUGCCCUGCGUGCUGUCAAGCUGUGGGCUAAGAAGCGUGGGAUCUAUUCCAAUGCCCUGGGUUACCUUGGAGGGGUGUCCUGGGCCAUGCUGGUGGCGAGAAUGUGUCAACUCUAUCCCAACGCUGCAGCUUCAACUAUCGUACUCAAGUUCUUCUUUGUGUUUGAGAAAUGGGAGUGGCCUAAACCUGUGCUGCUCAAGGCUAUGGAUGAAGACACUAUGGGACUAGGUCAUUCUGUAUGGGACCCCAAGGUGAACCCUUCUGAUCGCUAUCAUCUAAUGCCCAUCAUAACACCGGCCUACCCUCAACAAAACUCCACCUUCAACGUGACCCACUCUACUCGUGACAUAAUGAUGAGGGAGUUUAAGCGUGGGCUAGCUAUGUGCACUGACAUGCUCUCUGGCUUUGAUAACAUCUCAUGGACACAACUGUUUACACCCAUCAACUUCUUCUCUCUAUACAAGCACUACAUUGUCAUCUGUGCCAAAGCCACGGAUAGUGACAAGUUGCUCAAAUGGAAUGGACUAGUGGAAUCCAAGAUUCGUAUUCUGAUUGGUCAGUUGGAGAGCAAUGAAGGAAUAGAGUUGGCUCACAUCUACCCUCGCUCCUUUGGUCCUCCCACACCAGACUCGGAGGAGUGUCUACUCAUGUGGUUCAUUGGAUUAGUGUUCCUCAAGAACUCUUCAGGAGGACUUAAGAUCACCAUCACCAUCACCAGUGAGAUACAGACCUUCACUAAUGCUGUUGUGGCAGCUACCAGUAGAAAUGCAGAGGUCAGAGAGGGCACUGAACUAGAGGUCAAGCAUGUGAGAAGGAAGGAGCUGUGUUCCUACCUGCCAGAGGCUCAAGUGCCACCACAGGCUAAGAGGAAGCGACCAUUGGAUGUGAUGGAGACACCAUCUCCAGUGCUCUAUAAGAAACCUCGGGUAGCUACAGAAGAGAUCUCCUCGCUGGCAUUGAGUGAUAGCUCCCUGGACAGCAGUCUCAGCAGUCUCAGCAAUAAGUGUCUCCUUCUGUACAGAGCGCUGGUGAAGAAACUGCUGCCCCUCCAGCCUCCAAUAACAAGAUUGUCCUUAAGUUGAUCUCACCUCCCAACAAAUCAUGACCUGUCUGUCCUGCACAAACUCAUCUAUCCUUUCAUGAACACUCUUAUUAUGUACGUCCUGUCUUGUCAUGAUCUGUGUCACUGUGUGUAGUGCAUUGCAUUCUUGUGUAUACAUUGUACCACAAAUUAAUAAUGAAAUAAAAAUUAAUAAGUUACUUA
Molecule: messenger RNA, 2047 nt
Organism: Halichondria panicea
Lineage: Eukaryota; Metazoa; Porifera; Demospongiae; Suberitida; Halichondriidae
Product: poly(A) polymerase type 3-like
Exons: 15
Coding region: 141-1865 (574 amino acids)
Cellular component (GO): nucleus
Molecular function (GO): RNA binding; poly(A) RNA polymerase activity
Source: RefSeq, a predicted model, not a curated record